Adineta ricciae is the source of this 1635-nucleotide messenger RNA. The record is from the annotation of a GenBank genome assembly. Lineage: Eukaryota; Metazoa; Rotifera; Eurotatoria; Adinetida; Adinetidae.
AUGAUGUUCGCAUUGCAUUCGGUGGUUCUAUACCUUCUAAGUACUGUUCUUAUCGUAGUCAGUGGACAAAGUUCAUGUCAAGAUUAUUCAGCAGAUUCUGGAGAUUGUACAAAAUUUAUACGAUGUUUUCAUAAUUUACGCAUCAAAUUUACUUGCCCAUCUGGUACAGCAUGGGAAAAUUCGUUGAAAACAUGCGUUUGGAAAGAAUAUGUCGAAUCGUGUGGUGCACAACGACAAGCUAAACAAAUCGAUUUUGACGAUGGAAUUGAAAUGUAUGAAGCUGAUCCAAACGCAUUGAACAACAUGACUAUCGGCCGAACAUUGUCUGAAGCUCGUGCUCUUGGACCACUUGUAACACCUAAACAGUAUCAAUGUUCAUUCUGCUCUACUGGAGCUUGUGGUAUUGUUGUGAAUACAGUUCAAUGCUUCUGUGGCUCCAUUCAGUGUGCACCGGCAACAACACCUAUUCAACCGAGAAAUCCAUGUGCAGUAAAUCCUUGCUUGAACGGCGGACAGUGUGUUUCCAAUGGUGCAGGAUUCAUUUGCAAUUGUCCGGCAACAUUUACUGGUAAUCGUUGCGAAGCACCAGCUGCGACACCGUGUCAGCCAAAUCCAUGUCAAAACGGAGGCACAUGCAUACCAUCAGGCAUGUCGUUUCUGUGUCAAUGUCCAACAUCAUUUAUUGGUCGAUGUUGUGAAACACGUAUAACCACAACCACUCCGUAUGAUCCGUGUUUGCAAUCACCGUGUCAAAACGGCGGACGCUGCAUUCCUACAGGCGCCACAUAUCUCUGUCAAUGUCCGAAUGGAUACUACGGUACUCGAUGUGAAUAUCGAAAUUACUGUAUACCAAAUCCAUGCUCUAACAAUGGCGCUUGCAUACAAACAACAACCGGUUAUGUUUGCCAAUGCUCGUACCCAUUUACUGGUACUAACUGUCAACAAAUGAUAACGACAACGACAACAACCACAACUACAAGUACAACAACUACCACUACCACUACCACAAAUACAAUUACAACACGUCCUCCAUCAUGUCCAAGUUGUGUAUGUAUUGUUACGCCAUGUCCAGUGGUUAUAGUUACAAAUCCAUGCUUGCCAAAUCCAUGUCAAAAUAUGGGUGGCUGUUCGGUUCAAAAUAACGCUGCCCAAUGUUGGUGCUCUAACUACUAUGCUGGUUAUUAUUGUCAAUUUCGUCGUAGCGCUCGUUCAUUGAUAUCCAAACCAUGCAACAAAACAUGUUUAAAUGGCGGUCGAUGUUAUAUCGAUGAAUUAAAUGGACAAGCUCGAUGUUCAUGUCCAAAUGAAUACUAUGGAGCAAGAUGUGAAAAAGUCAACCGACCAAAAUCAUGUUCACCUAAAAAUCCAUGUAUGAACAAAGCCAAAUGUGUUACAACAAAAUCCGGUUCACAAUGCGUUUGUCAAAAAGGCUCUUCCGGAGUCUUAUGUGAAAAGAUCCAACGAUCAAGUAAUGCAAAAUAUUGUCCACUCGAUUGCCAAGCCGGUGGUACAUGCGUUUAUGUGAAAUCCACACCUAAAUGUCGUUGUCCAAAAGGCCGAACUGGUCGUUUAUGUGAAUCUCGCUCUGGAAAAUCAUUAUCCAUCGAUGAAGAUGAAAUGGACAUGUACGAAUAA